Molecule: messenger RNA, 905 nt
Organism: Cornus florida
Lineage: Eukaryota; Viridiplantae; Streptophyta; Magnoliopsida; Cornales; Cornaceae
Product: thaumatin-like protein
Exons: 2
Coding region: 1-777 (258 amino acids)
Biological process (GO): defense response
Cellular component (GO): extracellular region
Source: RefSeq, a predicted model, not a curated record
AUGAAGUUACCUAGGCCAUAUACUGUCUUUUCUCUCUUCCUUAUAUGGCAUUUUACAUCAUCCGUACUAGCACAAGCAUGCACAUUUUAUGUGAGCAACAAAUGCCCCUUUCCAAUAUGGCCUGCAACUGCCCCGUGCAAAGGCCAUCCUGUGAUUGCCAAUGGCGGCUUCUACCUUCCCUGCAGCCAAAUCCGAAAAAUCCAAGUUCCAGCCGACUGGAAUGGUAGGAUUUGGGCUAGAACAGGCUGCAACUUCGCGUCGAAUUGGAAGCCGGCCUGUGAAACAGGCGAUUGUAAUGGAAAACUCGAGUGUAAUGGCACCAUAGGCCUCCCUCCAGCCACACUAGUGCAAAUCUCACUGCAGCCAGACAAGAGCAAGCCGAAUUGCUACGACGUAAGCUUGGUUGAUGGCUACAAUCUGCCUGUUUCCGUCUCGACAAAGCCUGUGGCAUCAAAAUGUCACAUUGGAGGGUGUACUAAGGACUUGAAGAGCAUGUGCCCACAAGAGCUUCAGGUCUUGAAUGACAAAGGGGACGUCGUGGCGUGCAAAAGCGCUUGCUUGGCUUUCAAUCUCGACACAUUCUGCUGCAGGAAUGAAUAUGGGAGUCCAGACAAGUGCAAGCCGAGCAUCUACUCGAAGUUGUUCAAGAAUGCUUGUCCCUCUUAUUAUAGUUAUGCCUUCGACACACCACCACCAUUGGUGAACUGUGCAUCAGAUGAAUAUGUGAUCACUUUCUGUCCCUCAAAAUGGGGCAAUACUGCAUAUACAUCUAUAUAGAGUUGAAGCAAAAUGAUAAUCAUCAUGCCUCUCCUCUGGUUAUCUAUUUUGGGCAUCAAUGAGAAUUAUGUACCAUCUUUUCCUCAAUAAUAAAAUCAUAUGGUUCUUGAAAUUGAUUCUUUCAAAGC